UGAUGCACGUUUUUUAGUCGGUGCUUCGCUAGUUAACGUUCGCGUCACUCAUUAUUAAACGUUUUUAUUACUCUUUUAAUAUUUAAAUACUAAGAAGAACGUGUGAUUGCUUCAAUUUGUCCGAUAUAUGAACAUUGAUUGAGUAAUUCUGGUCAAUCGAACGAUUGCUUCAGGAUCUGGUACCGAAUACAAAAAACAAUGGGGAAGUCGGAGACGAGGGUUAAAAAGGCGAGUAAAUACUGCAUCGCGGUUGGGUGUUUCAACAACGAUAAGAAUUCAGAUUGCACGUUCUUCGCGGUACCGACGGGACAGUCCGAGGAAGAGGUCGAGAGGUGCAAAAAAUGGUUGACACUACUCGGCAGAGAGGACCUGUUAGAAAAAGACAAUUUGAAGAAAAGUUCCUACUGCGUUUGCUGCGCACACUUCGACGACUCGCAAAUAAAAAUGCUCAAAACUCUGAGAAGGGGCGCCAUCCCGACAUUGCUACUACCUAAUGAUAUACAAGAAGGUUCGACAGCAUCCACAGACGUCAAUGCGGGGUCAUCUUCAACACGAGCCAUAUGUUCAGAGGUCAAAGAUGCAGAAAUGAUAUCAGUAAAAACAGAAUGUGCCGAAUUAAAUAUAGAACUAAUAAAGACUGAACCACGAGAAGUAUUGUCAGCUGAAGAAGAAGAAGGAUUGAACGCAGAAAGUUCUGUUCCAAAUGUAAUAGUUGUAAAGUGUGAAUUUGAAUCACCUGAAGAGGCAAUGGAAAAGUCGACACAGACUCCAAAAGGUUUAAAAAAAAGAAAGCGUACGGAUGACCCUAAGAAGAAAUGCAAAAGCCGAAAAGGAGAUAACAAAAAAUAA
This is a messenger RNA of Cydia fagiglandana, 849 nucleotides long. RefSeq lists its product as uncharacterized. The record is from RefSeq and is a predicted model, not a curated record. The transcript has 2 exons. Lineage: Eukaryota; Metazoa; Arthropoda; Insecta; Lepidoptera; Tortricidae. The coding region runs from base 199 to 849 and encodes 216 amino acids.